Sesamum indicum (sesame) is the source of this 1542-nucleotide messenger RNA. NCBI's taxonomy places the organism in Eukaryota, Viridiplantae, Streptophyta, Magnoliopsida, Lamiales, Pedaliaceae. The record is from RefSeq and is a predicted model, not a curated record.
AUGAGUAGGGAGCUCGAUAUUCUUGCUGUUUGCGAGAAAGAAAGAGUUUCGAGUAAUGAAACAGAACAGCAAUUUUCAAUUAUCAGCUUGAGCAUACUUCUUGAUUCUUGUUGUAUACAACUCAUCAAUGAAAUCUUUUCUACUUUCCACCAUUGUUUCCGCUCAAAUCUUUACAAGACUGUUCGCGUGACUGGAGCAUCAGGGAACAUUGCCUCCUGGAUUGUCAAAUUCUUGCUCCAGCGUGGUUAUAUCGUCAAGGCAUCCGUUCGGGACCCCAAUGAUCCAACGAUGACACAACACUUACUUUCACUUGAUGGAGCCAAGGAGAGGCUUCACUUGCUUAAAGAAAACCUACUGGAAGAAGGGAUUGCAGCUCGUUUGUUAGCUUCGGAGGGGACGACUGAGAAACUGGUCGCUGCUACUGUUGAGCCUUCAGCGACCCCUUCUCUGAUUCGUGGUCGCGAGGUUCCUGAUAGUGAAGGGACGUGUGCUGAGGAGGCUCCUGAGACGUACCUCAAUCUUGAUCAAGACUCUGCUGGGGAUAAUGUGCGAUCUCCUAGGAGGCUCCUGUACCUCAAUCUUGAUCAAGACUCUGCUGGGGAUAAUGUGCGAUCUCCUAGCCCCAGUCCCAAGAAACGACACGACCCAGGGGACCCUUCCCCGCAGCUUAAGAAGCGCAGCGGGAGCUCCAAGUCCUCAAAAUCCGCUAAAAUUGGGGAAGUGGAACCAUCUCUUGGGCAAGGGAAGCUGGCUUUGGAGGCUGCCGAUCUUAAUUAUGAACUGCUGCAGGAAGUGCAAGGCUGGUGGAGGGAGGCUCGCAAGGAGCUGAAAUGCGACCAUCAUAAAACUGAGAAGCUCCAAGGAGAACGCUUCGUUCCCAAAUGGAACAUCUCAGCGGAGAGCACUCAUUUGCUUUCAAAGACAUUGGCUGAGGAUGCUGCCUGGGAGUUUGUGAAAGAGAAAGGAAUAGACAUGGUUACCAUAAACCCUGGGAUGGUAAUUGGUCCAUUGUUGCAGCCAACACUCAACACAAGUUGCGCUGCUAUUCUGAACUUGAUAAAUGGUGGAGAAACACAUCCAAAUUCUACCUUUGGAUGGAUAAACGUCAAAGAUGUGGCAAAUGCACAUAUAUUGGCAUUUGAGAAUCCUUCGGCCAAAGGAAGAUACUGUUUGGUGGAGAAGGUUGCACACUUCUCAGAGGUCGUGAAAAUCCUGCGUGAACUGUACCCUUCUCUCAAACUUCCUGAAAAGUGUGGGGAUGACAAGCCGUUUGUUCCCACCUACCAGGUGUCGAAAGAAAAGGCAAAAGCCCUAGGUGUUGUGUUCACUUCUCUUGAAGAAGGAAUCAAGGAAACUGUUGAAAGCUUGAAAGAGAAGAACUUUUUUAGAUAACCAUCAGCUAUUUGAGGGCCUAUCUCUCUUACAGUCGGUAUGUUGCACAAUAUAAACAUCCUAUGUUUGAUCACUUGGAACCCUAAAAAGUUCCACACAUUCUAUAGUGGAACAUGAAUAAUAAACUUGUGUCCUGUCCUUCAAUGGUAA